AUAUAUUAACUUUAUUUACUUUAAAUAACCACUUUUAUAUGGUCCUUAUCGCGUAAUUAUUCGGUUGAGUUGUCAAACGAUUGUCAAAAACAUAACCAAAAAAAUACAAAAAUAAAUACAAUAAAAUCGACAAUGAAAAGCGACUCAAUUAAUGUAACAGGUGCUGAUUUAAAAAUAAUUUGUGAGAUAUGUGGAGAAAAUCACAAUUCAUCAAAUUGCACAUUUUUGCAUAUAAAGCAUCAUGUAAAUGAUAAGAUAAUUCUUUCAAGAGCACGUUUAACCCUUCCGGAUAUAUUACGGUUAGAAAAAAUGUCUUCGGGGGGUUACGAUAUACUCGCUGAUGUCGACAUCAAAUCAGGCACACAAUUUGGACCUCUCGAAGCGAAACAAACGUUUACUUUAAAUCCUGAGAUAAUAUUUCCCUUAAAACAAUUCUCACCAAACGAAUACUUUACAGAAUAUUAUUUAGAUACUUGUAAUGAACUUGAAUGUAAUUGGAUGAUGUUUGUUCAACCAGCGAUUAGUGGGGAUGAGCAAAACUUAAUUUGUUACCAAAAAGAAAAUAAUUUGUAUUAUGCAACAACUUGUGAUAUUUUCAGAGGGGAGACUUUAAAAGUGUGGUAUAGUCCAUUUUAUGCUAAAUUAAUGAAUAAGGAAUUAUUAAAAAAGAGUGUGGUGAAAGAGAAUGUUGAUUAUGAUAUAAAUACUUUACUUAAAAAGCAACAAAAUUUGAUACAAAAAGAUGUGUGGAAUUGUAAAUUUUGUGAUUUCCAUGAAAGGAACAUAACAAAAUUUGCUGCCCAUAUCUCUGAACAUUACUCAUCUCAAUUAAAAAAAGUUUGUAAAUGUUGUAAAUCCACUUUUCCAACUCAUUUAAGUUUGAAGAAGCAUUUGCAUAUUGUUCAUGGUAAUGCGCCACCUCAAAAGAAUCUUAAAAAAUUUGAUGAUAAAGCGCUAAAUAAUAAUAAGAAUUUGGGGAAAGACUCCAUGGUUGGGGGGCCGUUAUUAAACGAAUUAUUAACGGAUAGCAUGGAUAAUACAAACCUAUUUUUACAACAAAACAUUGAAGAUUUCGAUAUACAAAACAUCGAUAACCAAAACAUCCUUUUGGAUGGAGACAGUUUAAAUUUAGGAAUGGAUAAUUUAAUCAGCGACAACGACAAUUUUAAUUUCGAUCUUAGCGCUGACCAAGAAGAACACGUUUGCGAUAUCUGCAUGAAACCUUUUAACAAACUUAAACAAUUAAUACAACAUUUACAAAUGCACACGGGAAAAUAUACGUGCCCAAAGUGUUUAGUUAUUUUUAGUCGUAACGAAAAUUUAAAAGCACAUAAAUGCAACCUAUCGUUGGAAAUGCAUCAAAAAUGCCCAUUUUGCAGCAAAACAUUUUCGUUAAAAAAAUAUUUAUCGCGACACAUUUUGGUGAUGCACGGAAAAAAAUAUCAAUGUGUUAAUUGCAAGAAAAAUUGUACAUCAGAAAAAUUAUUGCAAGAACAUAACUGUUUAAACACCCCGGAUAAAGAUAAAUUCACUUGCAUGUUUUGCAAUAAAAAGUUUGCCAAAGAAUCUUACAUGAAAAAACAUUUAAAAACGCAUUCUCGCAAACGAGAUGCAUCAACCCCAAAAUCAGGCGAAUUUGUUUGCGAGGUUUGCGCAAAAACAUUCGAUUCAUUAAGAAAUUUAAGAAGACACACGGUGUUUCAUUUAACCAAAGAUAAUUUCCCAUGCAAUCAAUGCGACAAGAAAUUUAGUAGGAGGGAUACAUUGAGAUCCCACAUUUCGGUUUAUCACUCAAAAGAUAUUUUUACUUGUGAGAUUUGUUACAAAAAAUUUAAAUCAAAAAAAUACUUGAGUAAUCACAAAAGGACUCACAAAAAAAAUAAAAUUCACGAUUGCAAUUUUUGUAAUCAAAAAUUUUUUUUAAAAACCAACUUAGAACGACACAAACGUAACAAACAUCUCAACGCAUUCAAUAACUUAAAUAAUAAACAAGUUAAUGUGGAGUAUUAUAAAUGCCAAUUUUGUUCUAAAGCGGUUAAAUUAAAAAGUUCUUUAAUGAAACAUUUAAAAAAAUGUCAUGGCAAUGAAAACUUCGACCCUAAAGCGAUCGUAAAAGACGUCGCCGUUGUUGAUGUUAAAAAUGAUAAGAAUAAAAAUGACGCAAAAGAAAUUAUGAUUGAUCUUAACCCAGAAAUAAAUAUAAUUAAAGAAAAUCGUAAUCAAGAAAAUGGUUUUAAUGAUGAAUUAAUUUUGGAUACAAAUUUGAAUGUUAAUAACCAAGAAGUUUGUCUUUCAAUGCCCGAAUUAAAUGAAGUCGAUCAAAAUAUUACUUUAGGUGAUAACGCGUUUAUUUUGGAAAAUGGGACUAUUGUUGAACCUUUAGAUCAAGGAAACUUUGUUGUUUAUAUAUUAGGGCAAUAACUUUAAUUUAAAAAGU
This is a messenger RNA of Onthophagus taurus, 2437 nucleotides long. RefSeq names its product PR domain zinc finger protein 15. The record is from RefSeq and is a predicted model, not a curated record. Gene Ontology annotation, biological process: regulation of transcription by RNA polymerase II. Gene Ontology annotation, cellular component: nucleus. NCBI's taxonomy places the organism in Eukaryota, Metazoa, Arthropoda, Insecta, Coleoptera, Scarabaeidae. Gene Ontology annotation, molecular function: RNA polymerase II transcription regulatory region sequence-specific DNA binding; DNA-binding transcription factor activity, RNA polymerase II-specific; protein binding.